GCUUUUUUGUUGGCAAACAAAGACGUAAGCAACUGUGUUUUACGAGCAUUGACGCGAUGAGUUCAUAAAGAGCUGAAUUAAACUCGGUUUCGUUAUGAAACGCAUUUAAAGUGCGAUGAGAGAAAGCCUGACCUCCCCCACCCCAGAUAAAGACAGAGUUGGCUUGUUGUUAGCUGGCUCGGCUAAACAAACCCCGCUAGCCCGCGCUGAUCUUUUUAUAGCAGAGAGGGGGAGCCAGAGACUUGCAGCAGACCGACAACCACAACCUCUCAUCCUAACAACAGUCCCCUUAUUUUUUCUUCUUUGAAGUUACCCCAAGCUAAGGAUUGAGUGAGAUGUGAGGCAUGGUCAGCCUAUAAAUAUCUCUGUGGAACUCUGUGUGUGUGUAAGACUUCUGUGCCCAGCCGUCAGUAUGAAUGGGGACAUGCCACAUGUGCCCAUCACAACCCUUGCUGGGAUCGCUGGUCUCACUGACUUGUUGAACCAGCUGCCCCUGCCCUCCCCUUUACCGGGCACCUCCACUAAGAGCCUGCUGUACAGUGGGCGUGUAGCUGAGGAAGUGGGGCAUCUGAUGGGCUGCAGGGAUGAAACUCUGGUCUCUCAGCUCGCCAGCAGCCUCAGCCAGGUCUCCAUGGAGCACAUAGAGCUGAAGGACAGCCUUGGCAGUGAUGAGUUGGAGGGAGAUGUACCAGUGCUGCUGCAGCUUUUGCUGUCUAGGAACCCCAACAUCUUCAGGAAUAAGACCGCACCGAGCACUCCCCAGUAUCCGGCCCAGGCGGGUAUAAGUCAGCAGUCAAUGGCACCGCCGUAUAAAAUCACACAUGGCUCCAUGCAGGGAAGUCCAGCCUCUGCCAAUUACCAGGCCUCUAUGUCCCACAGCCCCUCUGGGCGUUUUGUGCCAGGGCAGUCUGGUUCUGGUGGACGGUUUCUGCCUCAGCAGAGCAGCCCAGUGCCCAGCCCUUAUGCCCCUCAGAGCCCUGCUACCGGCUACAGACAGUACCCACACCCUCCAGCCUACAGUCAACACCAGCACCUACAGCAAGGUUCAGUAGCAAGCCCGAUGAUUCCAGGAGGCAUGAGAAAUGUUCACGAGAAUAAGGAUCAGAUGAGGACAGGUUUCACGUCUCACAUACUGCAGUCAUCUCCACCGUACACUCCUCCUUGCGAUGGGGCUCAAGAAAUGCAUCUGGGCUCCCCAGACAAGCAGCGCGGUCUGAACCCUAACGAGGGAGAGCGGGACCCGGCCGAUAAGGCUGCUGUGUAUGAUAUUGUGGGCUCGCCAACAAAAGACCCUACUAAGCUGAACCUGAGGCAGUCACGGGCCAGGCCAGCAGAGGUGGAGUUUGGGGGAAUGUACCCCGGUUCAGACCCAGAAGGAGAGCUUGUUGAGGCUCUUGCUGCAAUAGAAAGGAUGGAAAGUGAAGCGGCCAUGGAGACGGACCGUGGUGCUAAAGAGGUGCAGGAUAAAGAUAAACCUUUGAAGAAGCGCAAACAGGACUCUCACCCGCAGGAGCCUGGCGCAGCUGGCACAGCUGGUUCAGGCUCUGGGGCUCCAGGUGGAGGAGGAGGGGCUAACGCAGGGCACAGGCUCGCCCCUCAGGAGGCCAGCGCCGCCAGCACCAGUGCCAGCGCCAGCCGCCCAGGCCUGCAAGUGAGCUUGGAGCAAGCGGGCAGAGUGGAGGACACCUGCAUGGGCAUGCCCAUCCCUGCCAGCGAGGCUCAGCGCUGGCCUCAGGAGCCACAGGAAGGGGUCACUCCGAAGGCCCUCAAACACAAGCACGACCAUGCUCCAGAACACCGACAUCAGCCCGAUACCCCGCGGCAGAAGCACAGACCCGAGGGUCGGCACGGUGAUGUCGGCACGCAGUGUGCGGCUCAGUCGGGGAGUAAACCAGCAGAGCUUCCUCCGUACAUGCUGGGAGAAAACACCAGUUCGGGAGUGCUUAAAAACUUCACCAUUCCCAAAAUCAGGAAAGAUCUCGGAGCAGGAGAUAUUCCAGAAGGCUGGAAGCAGCCGUGUGUGCGGCUGGAGAGACUGGAACCAGAGGUGGACAUGAAGAAGACUGUCAAGCCUGUGGUUGUUCUGCAGAAACUCUCCAUCGAUGAGGUUCAGAGGCUCAUGAGGGAGAGAGACUCGCGUGGCUCCAAGUCUGGCAAGAACAGGCUCUCCUCUGGGAGAUCUGGGAAAGGUGGAAUAGACCCGUCAGUGCUGAAGGAUCUUCCUCCUGAGCUGCUGGCAGAGAUCGAGUCCACCAUGCCUCUGUGUGAGCGGGUAAAGAUGAACAAACGCAAACGCAGCACUGUCAAUGAGAGGCCUAAAUAUGCGGAGGACAGCUCAGAGGACGAGGAUUUCUCAUCUCGUAAACGUCAGAAGAAGGAUCGUGACAGAAUGUGGGAGUUUGAGGAGCGCGACCGGAGGAAUUCAGGAGAGCAUCGAAGAGGAAGCUACGACACACGCAGAGGCUCAGGCAGCCGAUAUGACGACUCUGACCAAGAUUCACCUCCCCCCAGCCUUAGUGACGUUGCAAGACGUUUAAAGAUGAAGGAGAAGCAGAAGAGGAGGAAAGCGUAUGAGCCCAAGUUAACACCUGAAGAAUUGAUGGACUCUUCCACUUUUAAGAGGUUCUCGUUGAGUAUUGACAACAUCUUGGAGAAUCUUGAGGAUGUGGACUUUAAUGAUGAUGAUGAGAUCCCUCAGGAGCUGUUGUUAGGGAAACAGCAGCUAAAUGAAUUGGGUAGUGAAUCUGCUAAGAUAAAAGCCAUGGGCAUCACCUGCAGGAUUCCUUCUGAUAAACUGGUGAAACUGUUGAAUAUUCUGGAGAAGAACAUUCUGGAUGGAUCCAGUCUUUCUACACAUAUGAACCAUGAUAACGAUGGAGAGGACGAGGAGCGUCUCUGGCGGGAUCUCAUCAUGGAGCGUGUGACCAAAUCAGGGGAUGCGUGUCUGACAGCACUGAACAUCAUGACUUCAUCACACAUGCCCAAAGCCGUGUACAUUGAAGACGUGAUCGAGAGAGUUCUGCAGUACACUAAGUUCCACCUGCAGAAUACUCUUUACCCACAGUAUGAUCCGGUCUACAGAAUUGACCCUAAAGGAGGUUCCAUGCUGAGCUCCAAAGCAAAGCGAGCCAAGUGCUCCACCGCCAAGCAGAGAGUCAUCAUCAUGCUCUAUAACAAAGUGUGUGACGUCGUCAGCAACAUCUCAGAGCUGUUGGAAAUUCAGCUGUUGACCGAUACAACAAUAUUGCAGGUCUCUUCGAUGGGCAUUACUCCUUUCUUUGUGGAGAAUGUCAGUGAGCUGCAGCUGUGUGCCAUAAAGCUGGUGACGGCGGUGUUCUCUCGUUACGAGAAGCACAGACAGUUAAUUCUAGAGGAGAUCUUCACCUCUUUGGCCAGACUGCCCACCAGCAAACGCAGCCUCAGGAACUUCAGGUUGAACAGUAGCGAUGCCGAGGGUGAGCCCAUAUUCAUUCAGAUGGUUAGUGCUCUGGUGCUGCAACUAAUUCAGUGCGUGGUCCAUCUGCCCUCUGAGAAAGACUCUGAAGACGAUCACAAAAAGGUUGACGACGAUGUGUUCAUCACCAACUCAUAUGAAACGGCCAGACGGACGGCUCAGAACUUCCUCUCUGUCUUCCUCAAGAACCAAGUGCACCAAUUCAGUAACAAGCAGACAGAGAUGGCACUGCGAGUAGCAUCACUGGACUAUCUGGGUACUGUAGCAGCCAGAUUGAGGAAAGAUGCUGUCACCAGCAGGAUGGACCAGAAAGCCAUCAACCGCAUCAUCAGAGAGAGCUCAGAGGGAGACGAGACUCAGCGGCUACAGAAAGCCUUACUGGGUUAUAUGGAUGAAAAUGCAGAAACAGACCCUGCCCUCACAUUUGCACGCAAAUUUUACAUCGCUCAGUGGUUCAGAGACUGCACUACGGAGUCUGAGAAGGCCAUGAGGAAUCAGAAUCAAAAGGAGGAUGACUCGGAGGGCACGCAGCACGCCAAAGAACUCCAGACCACCGGAGACAUCAUGCAGCGUGCAGAAACUCGCAAGAAAUUCCUCCACACCGUCAUUAAAUCAACUCCCAAUCAAUUUACUACUCUCAGGAUGAAUUCAGACACUGUGGACUAUGAGGACGCCUGCCUUAUCGUACGCUACUUGGCCUCCACCAGACCCUUCUCUCAGAGCUUUGACAUCUACCUGACACAGAUUCUGAGAGUGUUAGGGGAGAGCGCCAUAGCUGUCAGGACCAAAGCCAUGAAGUGUCUGUCUGAGGUGGUGGCUGUUGACCCCAGUAUACUGGCCAGGUCUGAUAUGCAGCGUGGUGUUCAUGGCCGGUUGAUGGAUAACUCCACCAGUGUGAGGGAAGCAGCGGUCGAGCUGCUGGGACGGUUUGUGUUGAGUCGACCUCAGCUGACGGAGCAGUACUAUGACAUGCUUAUCGAGAGGAUACUGGACACCGGUAUCAGCGUGAGGAAGAGGGUGAUCAAGAUUCUGAGAGACAUCUGUUUAGAACAGCCCAACUUCAGUAAGAUCACAGAGAUGUGCGUGAAGAUGAUCCGCAGGGUCAAUGACGAGGAGGGCAUCAAGAAACUGGUGAAUGAAACAUUCCAGAAGCUGUGGUUUACACCCACAGCCAGCCACGACAAAGAAACAAUGAAUAGGAAGAUUCUCAACAUCACUGAUGUGGUCGCUGCCUGUAAGGACACUGGCUAUGACUGGUUUGAGCAGCUCCUGCAGAAUCUUUUAAAGUCAGAGGAGGACUCAUCCUAUAAGCCAACCAGGAAGGCCUGUGUUCAGUUGGUGGACAAUCUUGUGGAGUACAUCCUCAAAUACGAGGAGGCAAUUGCAGAGCACAAGAGUGUGAACUCGACACGGUUAGUCGCAUGCAUCACCACGCUGUAUCUGUUCAGUAAGAUCAGAGCGCAGCUUAUGGUCAAGCAUGCCAUGACUAUGCAGCCCUACCUCACCACCAAGUGCAGUUCUCAGAGUGACUUCAUGGUGAUUUGUAACAUUGCGAAGAUCCUGGAGCUUGUGGUUCCUCUGAUGGAUCACCCCAGUGAGAGCUUUCUGACCACCAUUGAAGAAGACCUGAUGAAGCUCAUCUUAAAAUAUGGCAUGACCGUUGUCCAGUACUGUGUGAGCUGUUUGGGUGCGAUAGUGAAUAAAGUGACUCAUAAUUAUAAGUUUGUAUGGGCCUGUUUUAACCGUUAUUAUGGGGCUCUGACUAAGCUAAAGUUACAGCAUCAGGAGGGUACGAACAGCAUGGCACUGGCUGCCACCAAAGCAGCCCUGCUCAGAUCUCUCUUCACUGUGGGAGCUCUCUGCAGACACUUUGACUUUGACUUCGAGCAGUUCAAGGGCACCACUAAGGUUGUGAUAAAGGAGAAGGUUUUGGAAUCAUUACUGUACUUCACCAAUCACGAGGAUGAAGAAGUUAGAUGCAAAGCCAUCAUUGGAUUGGGCUUCCUGUUCAUCAUGCACCCGAGUCAGAUGUUCAUUCCAGAGGUGAAGUCUCUGUAUAACGGGCUCCUGUCUGAUAAGCGGUGCUCCAUCACGCUGAAGAUCCAGGUGUUGAAAAACCUCCAGAUGUAUCUACAGGAGGAGGACUCUCGCAUGCAGGUGGCCGACAGAGAGUGGCAGAAAAUGUCAAAGCAGGAGGAUCUGAAAGAGAUGGGUGACAUCUCCUCUGGUAUGAGCAGUUCUAUCAUGCAGCUCUAUUUGAAGCAGGUGCUGGAGUCUUUCUUCCACACGCAGUCCAGUGUACGACACUUUGCCCUCAAUGUCAUCGCUCUGACCCUCAGCCAGGGACUCAUACACCCCGUACAGUGUGUGCCAUAUCUGAUUGCUAUGGGGACGGACCCAGAGCCCACCAUGAGGAACAAAGCAGACCAGCAGCUGGUGGAGAUUGAUAAGAAAUACACUGGAUUCAUCCAUAUGAAGGCUGUAGCAGGGAUGAAGAUGUCGUACCAAGUGCAGCAGGCCAUCAUGGGAUCAGCAGAACCUGUGAUCCGUGGUUUCCGUCAGGACGAGUCCAAUUCUGCUCAAUGUUCCCACCUCUACAGCAUGGUCCGUGCAAACAGACAACACCGGAGAGCGUUCCUCAUCUCACUGCUCAAUCUCUUCGACGACAGCUCGAAGAUUGAGGUGAACAUGCUGCUGUUCAUCGCUGAUAAUCUGGCCUACUUCCCCUAUCAGUCUCAGGAGGAGCCGCUGUUCAUCAUGCAUCAUAUAGACAUCACACUGUCUGUGUCAGGCAGCAACCUGCUGCAGACAUUUAAAGAGUCUCUCGUUAAGGUUCCGGGCAGGAAGAGCAGGAAAAAAAGACGACGGCGGCGGCGGCGGCACCAACACCACCACCAACCGCAGCAUCAACAGCUGCAUCAACAGCAGCAGAACGGUUCAGAGGAGGAGAGGGGAGAGCAGAACGAGGAAAGAGAAAGGAACAGUGGAGAUGAAGAGUAUGACGAUAAUGAUUAUGAAGAGGAUGAAGAGGGGCAGCGGGUGAGGAAGCCCAAGCCCACCGAGGGCGCCAGGCAGUCAGAGUCAGAUUCGGAUUCUGACCUCGAGGAUGCUGAUGCUGUUAUGGAGCGUCUUCCUGACGACACAACAUCUCUCCUGGACUUUGCUAGAGCAUCUCAAGGCAUACUGUUACUGCUGGUGCUCAAACAACACCUCAAGAACCUCUACGGCUUCUCGGACAGCAAAAUUCAGAAGUACUCUCCUACGGAGUCGGCGAAGGUGUACGAUAAAGCCGUCAACAGGAAGUCGUCGGUUUACUUCAGUCCACGGCAGACCAUCGACUUCCUCCAGAAUGAUGAGGUUCAUGAUGAGAUGACCUAUGAGCUGAAGAGGAAGAUCGUCAAACAGUACCUCGAUUUUAAGUUGCUGAUGGAGCACUUGGACCCUGACGAAGAGGACGAGGAGGGAGAGACGAGUGCAAACGUGAGGAAUAAAGCCAUCACCGCACUGCUGGGGGGAGCAGCCACAAGCCCCCGAAACCACCACACUGUUGACUCCGAGUAUGAGGACAGUGACGGAGAGGAGAGGACCCCAGGGGCGUCUCGACGCGGGAGGCGCGCGGCAGACUCGGCGGACCUGCUGUUGACGAACAUGAACGAGUCCGUCAGCGUGCUGGACAUCAUCGCCAUCCACUGUCCCAAAUACCGAGACCGGCCGCAGAUCGCACGUGUGAUCCAGAGGAACAGCGACAGUUACAGCAUCCACUGGAUGGCGGGCUCAUACUCCAGCUCCUGGACCGAGGCCAAGCGGCGCGAUGGACGCAAGCUGGUGCCUUGGCUGGACACCAUCAGAGAGACUGACAUCAUCUACAAAAAAAUCACACUCACCAGUGGCAACAAGCUCAACCACAAAGUAGCGCAGACUCUACGGUCACUCUACGCUGCCAAGGACAGGAACUCCAGCUAAUAAUACGUAAACGCACGCACAUACCUCCCAUCUCGGAUCCUCUCAGCCUAAUGCAACACACACACACACACACACACACUCACUCACUGUCUCUCCGUAUACCAACAUGCCUAUCGGCCAAACAUCCCCUGGGUCAGCCAAACACAAGCGGUUAUUCUACACUACAAGCUCUUUCACUCUCUGAUGCACUCUGGGUCUGGCGGUGACGUUUGGCCCUCUGCGCCAGAGUGCAUCGUCAUAUCACAGGAAUAAAAUGUUUGGAGAAACAUUGUAUGGGUGCUCCUUCGCUGUUGUGCAGCAGAUUUCUGGUUGUUUGAUUUCUACUCCCAGUGUAUCAUAGUUUAACAUAAAAAUAUUGUUUAUAUCUAUAAAAGAAACUUAAAUAUAUACUGAAUGUUGAAAGAACACAUAGUUUGUUGAUGUUUUUACUUUAUUUUUUUCUAUUUUCCUUUCGGAUUUCUUAGCGUCAAGCGGCUUUCUAUAGCUUAGCUCCUUCUUAACUGGCUGAUGAUGAUGAUUCUCUCUGUUGAGCGGUUUGUCCAUUUUGUACGAUAGCACCGUGUGGCUGUAAUUUAUUGUGUAUAGCAUGCAGUGUCUGUGAGGAGGGCUGUGUCGAAGGAGAUUUGCGAUUACAGGUUGCCCUGCUCAGCGUAAAGGGACCCACAUGCCUCUGAUGGAACAAAUACUGCAAUA
Sinocyclocheilus grahami is the source of this 8110-nucleotide messenger RNA. RefSeq names its product nipped-B-like protein A. Gene Ontology annotation, molecular function: cohesin loader activity; chromatin binding. Gene Ontology annotation, biological process: digestive tract development; chromatin looping; replication-born double-strand break repair via sister chromatid exchange. The transcript is spliced from 45 exons. Lineage: Eukaryota; Metazoa; Chordata; Actinopteri; Cypriniformes; Cyprinidae. The record is from RefSeq and is a predicted model, not a curated record. Gene Ontology annotation, cellular component: Scc2-Scc4 cohesin loading complex. The coding region runs from base 413 to 7417 and encodes 2334 amino acids.